This is a messenger RNA of Emiliania huxleyi CCMP1516, 1590 nucleotides long. RefSeq lists its product as hypothetical. The transcript has 7 exons. NCBI's taxonomy places the organism in Eukaryota, Haptophyta, Isochrysidales, Noelaerhabdaceae. Gene Ontology annotation, molecular function: metal ion binding. The coding region runs from base 1 to 1590 and encodes 529 amino acids. The record is from RefSeq and is a predicted model, not a curated record.
AUGCGCCACGAGCGCGAGGCGCUGGGCCUCGACGAGUCGCACUCGUCGCGCUCCAUCUUCAAGACGCUCAACGAGGCGGAGCUCUCCGAGUCGCUGGUAUACCUCACCUGCCCGAUCUGCGAGGAGGUUCUGGAGAAGGACCCGCUCUUCACGCCGUGCCACCACACCUUUUGUGGCGCGUGCAUCCGCGGCCGGCUGCGCGAAGGCGAGGAGAGCUGCGCCGAGUGCCUCGCGCCUCUGAAAGAGGGCGACCUGCAGCCAAACCUGAUGGCGGCCAAGCUGCUCUCGCGCAUGCGCUCGUGCUGCAUCUACAAGGCGCACGGCUGCAGCUGGAAGGGACGCGUCUCCGAGCUCUCGCAGCACUACCGCAGCUGCUCCUACGCGGCCGGCCCCUGCCCGUUUGGGACGGUGGCCGACUGCCCGUGCGGGAGGAAGUACAGGUUCUCGGAGCAGCAGACGCACCGCGCCACGUGCCUGCCCUACCAGCGCGAGGCGCGCCGCAGGGCGGAGCGGGAGGCCAUCUCGCAAAAGCUCCGGCGCUCGCGCAGGCACACCGCAGAGCUGCGAGCCAACUCGCGCUCGGUACGGCUCGGCGGCGCGCAGGAGGCCGUCGAGCUCGUCUCAGAGUCUCUCAUCCCGCACUUGGUCGCGCUCGCGCUCUUCGCCCUGCUGGUCCAGCCGCUUCGGCGCGACGGCACGUUUGCCGCCGCAGUGUACAACAUCGCCGCCGCGUACUCGCAGCAGGGCCCGCGCCUCCGCUUUGGCGCCGUGCUGCUCGCGGCGUCGCUCACGGCCGACGGCCUGGACCCGUACACACUGAUGGAGAGAGCGCUCGGGUGGGCCGCCUCGAUGCGCGCAAACGACGAGACGCUCACGCUCCUCUUCCUGCUGCUGCCGAUCAUCACGCUCAAGGCAGUCUGCCUCUUCCUCCUCACCGAGGGACGCAAGGCCACCGGCCAGCGCGACGCCGCCGCGGCGCGAGCGGCGGACCUCGGCGCGGCGCUGGAGGAGUACCUGGGCCGCGCGCUCCUCCUCGUGGGCUGCGUCCUCUCGCUGCUACGCGCCGACGCGUCGUGCGCGCUCGGGCUCCUCGCCACGCUCGGGCAGAGCGAGUCGCGGCUGUACUUCUCCCGCGCGCUGCUCGGCACCGCCCUGCUCGCGCUCGCAGUCGACGCCGACUGGCUUGGCGGGCGGCUCGCGCUGCUCUGCACGGCGGAGGCGCGCUCGGCCAUCGCAGGCGACACGCUGUCGAGGGACGCGGCGGAGGAGCUCGCCGAGGGGUUCCGGCGGCAGAGGGCGGAGGAGCGGCAGCUCGCGCUCUCAAAGUCGCUCUUCGCGUUGGGCUUCCUCUCGCUGCUGCUCGGCUCUGUCGGCGUCCUCUACGGCAGCGAGGGGAUCGCGCCGUCCCUCUCCGCGCCGCUGCUCGAGCUCCCUGUCCUCUCGAUGGUCGCCGCGUUCGGCUGCCUCCGCGACUCGGGCACGUGCCGCUCGUCACCACGCAAGUGCACUCGCUUCCUCUGGUCGACCGUGUACCUGCACUGCACGCUGCUGCUGCUGCUCUCCUGCAGCUCUGCACCGUCGUCGCGCUAA